CUCACCAAACUUGUACCUAACCCAAAACUUAUAGCCACUCAUUCUUCAUGGAAUCUAGAAGACAAGCCCUCUUAGUAUUACAAAAGCGAAAAGGAAAAAGAAGAGCAAAUCAAACUCUAUAAGGAUUUGUUCUCCCCAAUUUAUUUUCAGUUCACUUUCGUUCAAUUCAGUUCAGUUGUAAUCAAAUCAGUUCAAUUCAGUCAUUUCAGUUUCAAUUAUCAUUUCUGUUAGUUAUAAUUUAAUUCAUUUCAGUUCAGUUGCAGUCCGUUUAGUUCAGUUAUUUUAUGUCAAAGAGAAUAUGCCUACGUGUGGUAUACAGUUUGGCACCAAUCACCAUGAUCCUUAUAAAAACAUUGCUGUUUUCUGAGUACAUACGUAGUGGUGGGUAAAUUCCUUCAUUCAAAGAGCAAAGAACAGGAAACAUCAAAUCAAGAAAAAUGGGUGAGAAAUUGUCUUCAAAUGAUUCAGAGAUCACCCCACUGUUAACCCCAUACCAAAUGGGUAAUUUCCAUCUUUCUCAUAGGGUUGUUUUAGCACCACUAACAAGAUUCAGGUCUUAUGGAUAUAUUCCUCAACCACACGCAAUUCUGUAUUACUCUCAGAGAGCUUCAAAUGGUGGUUUUCUCAUAUCUGAGGCAGCUGUAGUUUCUGAAACUGGUCGAGGGUACAAAGACACACCUGGUAUAUGGACAAAACAACAAGUUGAAGCAUGGAAACCUAUUGUUGAUGCUGUGCAUGCAAAAGGGGGUAUAUUUUUCUGUCAGUUAUGGCAUGUUGGACGUGUUUCAAACAACGCAUUCCAGCCAAAUGGGCAAGCUCCAAUUUCUUGCACUGAUAAACCUGUACCUGAAGUUUGGAGCAGUGGAGAAUCAUAUUCGAUCCCAAGGCCGUUAAGAACGGAUGAAAUACCUUUUGUUGUGAAUGAAUUCAGACUUGCUGCUAGGAAUGCAAUCGAAGCUGGCUUUGAUGGUGUUGAAAUCCAUGGGGCUCAUGGCUACAUCAUUGAUCAGUUUAUGAAAGACCAAGUUAAUGAUCGAACAGACGAAUAUGGUGGAUCUCUAGAGAAUCGUUGUAGAUUCGCUCUAGAAGUAGUUGAAGCAGUUGCAAAGGAGAUUGGUGCAGGGCGAGUUGGGUUUCGAAUAUCUCCUUUCGCCAAUUACAUGGAAUCAGCAGACUCAAAUCCAGAAGCUCUAAGUCUCUAUAUGGCUGAAUCCCUCAGCAAGCAUGGAAUUCUCUAUUGUCACGCAAUCGAACCAAGGAUGAUAACCGCGACAGAGAAAUUCGAGUCUCCUCAUAGUCUACUACCUAUGAGGAAGGCUUUUAAUGGUACUUUCAUUGUUGCAGGAGGUUAUGAUAGAGAAGAUGGAAAUAAGGUUGUAAUGAAGGAUGAUACUGAUCUUGUAGCAUAUGGUCGUUUGUUUUUAGCUAAUCCAGAUUUACCCAAAAGAUUUCAACUUAAGGCUGCUCUUAAUAAAUUUAACAGAGAUACAUGUUACAUUUCUGAUCCUAUUCUUGGUUACACUGAUUAUCCAUUCCUUGAAGAAAGCCACCAAAUGAAGAUAUGAUAUAGAUUAUAGCAUCAGUUAUUUGUACUAGUAUAUGUUUUUUGCUCUUGUACUUAGCUUGUAUGAGUGUAUCUAUGGUAAAAACAUUGUUUAGAAAAUACAACUUUGUGUAUCUUUUCAUGCA
Molecule: messenger RNA, 1689 nt
Organism: Beta vulgaris subsp. vulgaris (sugar beet)
Lineage: Eukaryota; Viridiplantae; Streptophyta; Magnoliopsida; Caryophyllales; Amaranthaceae
Product: putative 12-oxophytodienoate reductase 11
Exons: 5
Coding region: 438-1565 (375 amino acids)
Molecular function (GO): oxidoreductase activity; FMN binding
Source: RefSeq, a predicted model, not a curated record